GAAUUAAGCAAAGACAAGUUUCAUUCCAGCCUACCAUCACCGUUAUAAUUAGACAACUUUGUUUUUCAUUUCAUUGCUUGCUGUGUGUUACACAUAGAAGAGGUUUGGGACGUUUCUUUCUGAAAAACUCUACAGACUGUAUUAUUUUUGUUUGCAUUUCUAUUAAUAUUUAUAUGUAAAUUGUGAUUAGGCAAUCAGAGGUGCAUAGUAAUUUUAAUAGCGUCAUCUCUUUAUUUUAUUUGAUAGUUUAUACUUACUUUUAUUGGUUGUAUUGUUUUCUUUAUGUGUCGCCUUACCAAUUUUUAAACAAGCUCCUGCCAGUAUCUGUCAUUAACUCUUGUGAAGUACUAAUACGUUUUUUCUCUUCGUAAGGUAAUACUUACCACUUGCAGUUCUCAGCUUCUCAUUCCAAAAACUUAAACAAGAGUAUUUUGUAAAUAAACAGAACUUCAAAUUCCUUCUUUUGCUGUACCAUUUGUCAGAUCACGUUAUGAAAUGUAACUAACCUGUAUGAAAGAAACAUGGAGAAAGUCCCAGAGUAUCUUAUGAUAGGUUAUUUAUAGUGAGCUAUUAACAGACACAAACUGUACUGAGAUCAUUUUCUAUCCUGCAAAUAUUGCUUUCAACUUAAUAAUCACUUCUUCAAAGUGUGAAGUCUUCCACAAGCUCAACUCCCUUGAAAGACAGAGGCCCAAGUUUUGAUGAGGUAAAAUGGAUGAAAGACAUAACCUGAAGACUUAACAUCUGUGUCCAAUUAAAAGGCAGUGUUUUACUACAAAAAGGUGAUCCAAGUUGUGCUGACUGGCCAUGUAUAAUGCUAUAUAUAUAUCUGAUGAUAAUUCUGAUGAUGAAAUCCCUACCCAGCAAGCUAUUCAGGAAAGCUUACAAGAUAUGCAUAAAAAUGAAACAAGUGCCAAUGCAAUAGAGGAUGAAAGUUUCCAGUUUGUUGCCAGUAAGGAACGUGGAAUGAUAAUUGCAGCAAUUCGGACAGGCCAAGAAGAGGUCCUGAAGAAGCUGGUGAGGCACAGUUUGGCUUUUGAGGAGGCCGAUCAGCAAGGCUGGCUUCCCGUGCAUGAAGCUGCAUCACAGCUAAAUAUGAACAUCCUUGAAAUAACAUUCAAAGCCUCCCGUGCCAUUACGUGGGAACAGACCACACUAAAAGGGGAAACACCUCUCUUGGUGGCAGUAAGAAAUUGCUUUGUAGACAAUGUCCGCUUUCUCCUGUUCAAUGGCUGCAAUCCCAAUGUUAAGAAUGAAGAGGGAGAUUCUCCUUUAGUUGUAGCAAUUAAAUACAAUUCAUAUGAGAUUGCCACCUUGUUGAUAAAUUCUGGUGCAAAAGUGAAUUUGCAGUGUGUCCACAAGAGGACUGCUUUGCAUGAAGCAGCCAGACUAGGCAGAAAGGAUCUGGUGAAGCUUCUGCUUCGUUCUGGAGCAGAUCCUGACCCUCGCAGCGGAUAUGGGCUCACACCUCUUGCACUGGCUGCACAAGCUGGACACACAGAAAUCAUGGAACUCUUAUUGCAAAAAGGUGCUGAUGUUCUUUCACAGGCAAUGGACUGUUCUUCUGUAUUAUUUGAAGCAGCAGGAGGAGGAAAUCCUGAUUCCCUGAGCCUUUUGCUAGAAUAUGGGGCUGAUGCCAAUGUACCAAAGCACUCAGGUCAUUUGCCAAUCCACAGAGCUGCAUAUAGAGGACACUUUCUUGCCUUAAAGAAUUUAGUUCCGGUUACUAAUUUUGAUGCCAUUAAAGAAAGUGGAAUAAGUCCGAUUCACUCAGCAGCAGCAGGAGCUCAUCCUCAGUGCCUUGAGUUUCUUCUCAAAUCUGGGUUUGAUGCCAAUUUUAUGUUGGAUCAAAGAAUUCGCAAAGGCUACGAUGACCGCCGAAAAUCAGCCUUAUACUUUGCUGUUUCAAAUGGGGAUAUCUGUUCAACACAGCUGCUGCUAAAUGCUGGAGCCUUGCCAAACCAAGAUCCCAUCAACUGUCUGCAAAUAGCCUUGAGAAUGGGCAACUAUGAGUUGAUGAAUCUACUGCUCCGACAUGGGGCUAAUGUCAAUUACUUCUGCAGAGUGAAUACAACACAUUUCCCAUCAGCUCUACAGUAUGCUCUGAAAGAUGAAGUCAUGUUGAGAAUGCUGAUGAACUAUGGCUAUGAUGUGCACCGCUGCUUUGAUUGCCCUCGAGGAAACACUUCCCAUUCGCAGUACGUGACUGAUGGAUGGACUUCGACUGUUAUCAAAGAUACAAUGUUCUGUGAAGUGAUAACCUUGUCAUGGCUGAAGCAUCUUUCUGGGAAAGUGGUGAGAGUAAUGUUAGAUUAUGUCGAUCACGUUAACAUCUGCUGGAAGCUAGAAGCAGUUCUCAAAGAACAGGAACUCUGGGCAGACAUCAAUUCAAUUUUAACAAAUCCUCGCUCUCUAAAGCACCUUUGUCGUCUGAAGAUACGAGAAUGCAUGGGUCGGUUGCGUCUCCGUUGUCCUGUCUUCAUGACCUUCCUUCCACUGCCAAACUGCCUGAAAGACUACAUACUAUACAAGGAAUAUGAUCUUUAUGGACAGAAAAACUACCUAGGAACCUCCAACCUCAACUGCACUUAAUUAUUAGCUCUGUAAUUUGGAGGGAAUGGUGAAGUGGGUAAGACUACCUUAUGCAUCUCUUUUUUAUUUGGGGAUUUUUAUCUCAUAUGUAAAUUAAGGAAUAUGAAGUUUCAGCAUCCCCCCUUACCCCUGAAGAAAAUGGGGACAACCUCAAACUGUAAGUAUUGGUGAUCCCAUUCUAUAUGAAUACGGUGGAAUAUAAAAUAUCUGAAAGUUAUGGCCAUACUGCUUUAAAUACUUACUGUGAAAAUUUAAAGAACUGUUAAAAUCAGAGGUAGGGCUGUAAACCUUGCAUUAUUGCUAGGUAAAAGGCUGUCAUAACAUGUAAUGCUACCUCCAACUGCAAGGUUAAACUCAAGUUUUGGUUGAAGGCCAUGAAGUUAAUUAAAACCAGGAAGGGACAUAAUUGUUUUUAAAUCUUGUACCUUCCCUUCUAUUGCCCCAAAGUAGAGGUUUUAUUUAUGAAGACCUACAGCAAAGUUCUAGAAAGCAGCAUAAGUAGAUGUCUUUUUUUUCACCCAGUUACAUGAUCCCACUUCCUAAGCAUUAAGCUGGGAUUAACAGCUACAGAUGCCUGCUUAUUACAGCAGCUAGUGUGAAACACCAAUGUUUCAACAAGGCAACAGUACUUCUGAAACAGGUUACUUCUGCAUCUCAGUCUCAGGUAUUGACAUGUCUCAUCCACUAUGUAUUGGAUUGCUCUCUCUACAACUAGCUUCCUUUUACAGUGCUGUCCCAAGACAUGCUUGCAUUUUUUUGGAGUUGCUCUUGAAACAGUUGCAACUUAAGCUUAGAAAGCAUUUACCUGAGAGCAAUCACCACUGUUGUCUUAAAGUCUUACAUGAUACACGCAGACCUGUAGCAUGCUUAUUCUUUCUAAAAAUAGUACUGAUGCCAGUCUGUGUAUUUAAAAAAAAAUCAACACAGGUGGUAUUAAUAGUAUUUAUCAGGUAAGCAUAGAUUUUCUUGUUAUACAUGCAUCUGUGUUCACUUAAAGUUACAUAAUUCAAAAGUCUGCUUUUCUCCAGAAAAAUCUACAGAUUUUAUAAAAUACAAAUUUAACCAUAAUAUAGUUAUGGCCCUUGCUUUUUACAUGGUGUCUGUCAUGUAAUUAAGAAAACUAAUGAAGCCAGUGAAAAUAUGUAAGUACCCAUGUUAAUAGUUGUGCUGGUAUAGCUUCUGUACACAUGAAUUCUGAUCAUUACCAUAAUGACAGCUCUGUACAAAGUGCUACACAUCGUCAGGUAACCAGAGCAACAUGUGCGCUAAAACAGCCAGCUAGGAGAGUAAGGAUUUUCUAUGAAUGUUCAGUCUUUAAUUGUUGCAGACGUUAUCAGCAUUCCCAAGUACAGCAACUUCCUCCGAGUAUAUCUGGCUAAUAAGAUUAAACUUAAGGGAAUUGAGAUAUGGUUUGACAACAGAGGGAUUCAACUGCACAUUAAAACUUCAUUCAGUGGGAGGGAAUGCAUCCUGUCACCAGUAAUGGAGCAUCCUCAAAAUCAGUAUUAUGAAAUAAGCAGGCAGCUUUCGCAUCAGUACAAAUUCCUCCCUGGAAGUUACUAUACUUAAGCUUUUAUUUAACCUACAAAAUGCUGACUGAAGCUCUGGCAUAAUAUAUGAUUUAUUGUUCAUGCUUCCAAGAUUAAGACACAACAAUCAAAGCUAAAUUAAGUAUACUAGUGGAGGCUUUAAUACAGCUAUUCAGGGAAAAAAUGUGUUAGUCUCAAACAUUGCAAAAAUUACACUUCACUAGAAAAGGACCAAUCCAGAACAUUAUCGUAAGAAUUUGACCACUCCACUGUAUCAUAAAAAUAACCUGAAAGAUUUUACAAAAUCCUUGGCUUACAAUAUAGACUUCAUUAGGGAUACAAGUGCAUUCACAAUGACACAACAACUUAUUCUUGUCAUAAGAACUUAGAUACCACUGUGGCAGGGAAAACAACAACAACAACAACAACAAACACUUAGUACCUGGGUG
Messenger RNA from Oxyura jamaicensis (ruddy duck), 4570 nucleotides. RefSeq names its product dynein heavy chain 12, axonemal-like. Lineage: Eukaryota; Metazoa; Chordata; Aves; Anseriformes; Anatidae. Gene Ontology annotation, cellular component: cytoplasm. The transcript is spliced from 11 exons. Gene Ontology annotation, molecular function: protein binding. The record is from RefSeq and is a predicted model, not a curated record. Gene Ontology annotation, biological process: intracellular signal transduction. The coding region runs from base 808 to 2592 and encodes 594 amino acids.